Messenger RNA from Nilaparvata lugens (brown planthopper), 3555 nucleotides. RefSeq lists its product as uncharacterized. Gene Ontology annotation, molecular function: G protein-coupled receptor activity. Lineage: Eukaryota; Metazoa; Arthropoda; Insecta; Hemiptera; Delphacidae. The record is from RefSeq and is a predicted model, not a curated record. Gene Ontology annotation, cellular component: membrane. Gene Ontology annotation, biological process: cell surface receptor signaling pathway; G protein-coupled receptor signaling pathway. The coding region runs from base 376 to 2238 and encodes 620 amino acids. The transcript is spliced from 6 exons.
CUCGCGUCUGGCGUCUCUUUGUCUGUGGUCAGUCGCACGCGGGGGUGCUACUGCUUAUGAGAGGAGAAUUAUUCGGCUAUCGGUAUCGGUUGGUAAGUAGUUUUCAGUUGAGCUGGCGAGUUGGCAAGGUGAGGUGUGUCAGCGACGAUCAGCUCCACUGAUGUCGAGUCUUCACCACUAAGCGAUCUAUCGUGAUGCUUCUGUUGAACAGAAUGCGAUCAGUAGUUAAUUGAUGGUUGCUGUUGAACAGAGAAUUUAAAAAUGCUGUUUCAAAACGGUACAGACAAGGUAUACUGUCUCCAGUUCCUAAAAAUAAUGUUCAAACUACUUGUGAACUAUUGUAUACAGGUAGAGUAGAAGUUGUGUUUUUCAAUCAUGUCAGUAAUGACAAAUGUUGUUUUUGUUGUUGUUUUGGUUAGCGCUCAGGCCUCACAAGUCAUUUAUGUUGAUAAAUGUUGUCCUCUGGAAGAGCGUUUAUCAAACAAACUUGAGUGCUCGCCUGCAAAGACAACAACUGAUAACGAUUGGCUUGCCGGUGAGCUGUCAGUAGUAUCUGGAGAUCUGCCAAUCGCUCUUUACGACGAUAGUCGCAGUCGCUGUCAAGACGUCGACUUCACUCUACUCUCCGAGGACUUCUCGCUGCUGCAGGAUGGCUCUCUCCAUGUGGUACAGGAUAUGCAGAAUGUGACGUUGCCAGGUGGGUCUUUCUGCAUAGACCGCAUGCAGGAUUAUGAUGCGAUCGUCAUCCUGGUGUGUCCCUGCGCCAACAAUGUCUGUGUCCAGAAGUGCUGCCACCAUCCUUACGUACUCCACAUAUCUACGAAUGGCAAUUACGCAAACUGCCAACAACCAACUCAACAAACUGUCGAGUGGUCUCUGCAGUUCUGGAAGUAUCAAUCAGUUAACAAUCGUCCACUGUAUGAAAUGCAUGGAUAUCCCUCCUGCGAAGUGGAAGCUGCCCAGUACAUUGUUGAAAAACGUCGCCGCAGUUGGAAUGAGAUGCAUGAGCUUCGCAUCACAAGUGAAGGCGGCUUACAGUUUGCCGAUUUAGGCUACUUUGCUCCUCGUUCAUUUUGUGCUGAUAUUGCUAUAUGGUCCAACUCAGACUUCAAUCCGGACUCUCAAUCCAACUCAGACUUCAACAUCCAAACUCCAAACCCAAACCCCGGAUUCUCGAUGAAUGUGAUCGCUUGUCGUUUCCAUUUAAAACCAACUGCCAGGCAAAAAGUUUACGGUGUUCUCUACAUUAUAGGCACUAUUGCGCUAAUGCUCACUGUUCUGGUUCAUCUUGUGUUUCCCCAGCUCCGAAAGACUGCCCAGGCUUACAUAAUGAUAGCUUAUUGUAGUAGUUUGGUACUGGCGUACACGUCCAAUGCGCUUAUCAUAUUUGCGGGGGUCAAAAUUCAAGGAACAGUCUACUGUCGUCUCCUAGGUUUAACAAUUCAAGGUGGCUUUUUAGCGGCUUUCUUUUGGUUGAAUGCAAUGUGUAUUGACAUAGCCGCCACUUUCAGAGGCUUACAUCUAUUAAAAAAUCAUGGAAAGAUUCGAAAAGGCAAAAAGUUUGUCGUAUACUGUUUCUAUGUAUACGGAAUUACAGCAGUCAUAAUCGGGUUGACUAUAGUCUGCCAACACUUUCUAUCAGAAGCUCCUUCACCGAAUUUCAACAACGAGAACUGCUGGUUCAAUGAUGUGACAACAAGCACAAUAUUCUUCUUCCUUCCGCUUGGAAUAUCACAGUCCAUCAAUAUUGUGCUCUUCAUCUCAACUGCUGUGAAAAUUUACAAAGCUCAGCGUCAAACUGCUAUACUAUCAAGAGAUGGGAGUGGUCGACAUACUGGAAAAAAGCCUUACUCUAGUCAAGAUAAACGAAGGUUUUUUUUGUUUGUGAAGCUGUUCUUCCUAAUGGGCCUCACCUGGACUUUCGAAGUAAUUUCUGCAACUUUUCAUGAGCAGAACAGACUGUGGUACAUCACGGAUACAAUCAACAUGCUAAGCGGAGUGAUUAUUUUUGCAAUGUUCUGCUGCAAAAGAAAAGUUGUCAAACUAUUCUUAAACACAAUUAAAUGCAGUAAGAAGACAGAGUCCAACAGUAGCUCUCAAAGAGUAACAGUCUCGCCCAAAAUCUCCUACAGCUACUCAACAAGAUCAACAUCUAUAAAUGUUUAUAACAUUGAGUCUGCCUAUAGAAACGAAGUUUCUAUGACUUCUAGUCCCAAUUGUACAAUGUCCUAUCUUUAAAAUUAUUAGGUACUCUGGAAUAACAUUGGAAAAUAAAUACAUAUUAAUAAUAUACGUAUCUAUAGAGCACAUAACAGACAACACUUCACAGUUUUAUAAUACUAAUAUAAACAGGAGACAUGACACAGAUAGAUUGAAAACACUUAGAAACUUACAUUAUGCAGAAAUUUUCGGUGGCUGAACCAAUCUUUCUCAACUGUUCAGUUGUAGUGGAGUUUGUCGAUGCUCAGUUUGAACUCCAACGGAUCCCAAAUUCCCUCUCAAUCUGUGGCCAUGAAACAUUUGCAGUGAUCCUCACCACCUUGAACCACCAAUCCCUCCUGAGAUGUAACCACCCCGAAAGGCUGUUGGAGAAACAAAUUUCCUCCAAUACCAAUCCUACUACAAACUAUUCCCGAAUCCUUCAAUCUCCAAAGCUCUGUACCACCUAAUUUCCUGGAAUUGAAAACCUCAAACCUGUACUGAUCAUCAUGGGUACCAUGUUGUCUCCUCCAAUCCUUGCAUAAGUUUCCAGCAGCCACCCAAACUCAUUUAACAGCAGCAUCCAAACCUCAGGAAAAUUUUAAGCAAAAAUGAUCACCCACCUCUGAAUCCCCAACUCCACCUCUGCACACACCCCCGCUAUAAAACCUGCCCUAUCACUGAUCACCAACUACAUCCAUCAUAUCUAUCAAUCCAGUAAUUGCAAGUAGGGUGGAAAUUACAGUUUUGUUUCAAAUCCAGCCCCAAAUCCUGGCUCAAUUCAUUCCCCAAAAAUAAGGUGAAUAUCCUACAAUCAAUCCCCAAAUCCUAGCUCUCAAAUCAUACCCCAAAAAUAGGAUGGAAAUAAGAGUUAACUUUUCAAAAAUCAUAUGUUCAUCCUCAUAGGGUAAAAAUCCUCAUCAAGUUCUAAUCAACCUUCAAUGAACCUCACUUGCGAAUACCCCUUCAAAUCUUGACUUAUCAUAUUACUGUGUAAAUGCUCUUUCUUUCUCUUUCUCAAUCUCUCUCUCUCUCUCCUCUCUCUCUCUCUCUCUCUCUCUCUCUCUCUCUCUCUAAUUCGAAAGAAGUUCAAGUUUCUCUUUUUUUUAUUUUUAUUAUAUUUAUAUAUAAUUAUAAAUAAUAAUAAAAAAAUUAAUAUAAUUAUUAUAUUUAUAUGUAUAUUUUUUCUUGUUAAUUUGUUUUAUAAGUUAUUGUUUUCUUUUACUUUAGUUCAUUGUUUAUGGUGUUGUUUUAGUUGUAACUUAGAAUUGUAUGGAGGUUUAAGUGUAAGAGAGGGCCGGCUGCGCCCUAACUUCGCCCUCCUAAGUUUUUAAUAAAGGCAGCAAUUCAAUUAAA